Penicillium waksmanii is the source of this 534-nucleotide messenger RNA. RefSeq lists its product as uncharacterized. The record is from RefSeq and is a predicted model, not a curated record. Lineage: Eukaryota; Fungi; Ascomycota; Eurotiomycetes; Eurotiales; Aspergillaceae. The transcript has a single exon. The coding region runs from base 1 to 534 and encodes 177 amino acids.
AUGGAUCAGAUAGCAGAUCGCUCAUCACCCAUGGCGCCUUCAUUGCCGAUGGAUGCAUAUUCUCGGAAGACAUCAUAUGCCUACUCAUCUCCAGUUUCUGCUACGGCACCUCAAGCAGCGCUUUCUCAACCUAUUGGAUUGGGUAUAAUGAAUUGCGGAUUGGACCCCACCUUCGACCAUACCGCUGGCUAUCAACGUCCGAUGCCUUACCCGAUGUCUCCUCUAAAUCAGUCGCCGGACUCGCUAUUACAGACGACAGCUUUCUAUGGCUCUCCCCUCCAACCUCAAGACACCUCAAAUAAAUUAUGCUUCGCCGCAUACAACGGCUUUCAGGACUGGGGUGGAUCUCAAGAAUUGAGCGCAUCGCCAAGUUACGGCUCAAAUUUGGAGAUUCAGUGCGGGCAGGAGGUAUUCCAUCAAAUGCCAGGAUAUUGGGCCCCCCAUGCCAUGCCCAGGACCGACGAAUCCCCUGGAGGCUCUUUCUGUCAACGCGACUGUCCCCGCAAGACCCUACAUGUUCAUAAACAACUCUAG